AGCCAUUCAUGUCAAGCAGCCCACAUUCCUAAGCGGUGUGGAAGAUGACGGCUACUAGCACCACCAGUGUCGCUAUGUCUCGGAUCGGAAGCAUUAUGAGACCCAUGGAUUGGGUGAGCACUGGGGUCAGCACUGCCGCGACGGGAGCUGAAUUUGUGCAGCACCGUCUGGACAAGUCAGGUCUCGUCGACAGCAUUGCCAAGACCGAGCUGGAGAGCGGGGACCACAUCUACGCCUGGAGGCUCGGCUUUUCGUACAACCAUCACGGCAUUGUUGUCCGGACGGCGCCCUGCGAGCCGGGCUGCCAGCAUGAUUCCCUGGAGUGUUGUUGCGUCGUGCAUUUCGUGCCUCCUUCGGAGACCAAUGGCAAUUUCGGCCGUAUGGAAGUGGUGUCGCUCGCCCAGUUUUCUCAGGGCAGGAGCGUCUGUAAAUGCCACUAUGGGGUUCCGAGCGUCAACUUCUAUUUUCAGCGCUCUGGCUCGUGCUCCACAGACCAGCGGGACCCAAAGCCGUUCAGCGUGUUGCGGGCCCUGAGUCUGCUGGACGUGGGUGGCGACGCAGCUGCGCUAGAGGAUGCCGCGGCUCAGGCCGUCGAGUACAGCUUGCUGAACAAGAACAACGAGCUGUUCGCGCGCUGGUGCAAGGUCGGCGACGCCAGCGGGGUGCGGCGCUUCCGCUCCCGCGAGACGGCAUUCUCGCCACAGACGGCCCCGGGCCGCUUCGUGCGCCUCGGCCUGGCCGUGGCAGUGCCGGUGGGCCUCCCGGAGGCGUCGUCCUUCGUGGCCGGCGGCGCUGCGACGGGCGCCGCCGCGGCGGCCGGCGCCGGCUCCGCGGCGGCCGCGACGGCCGCAGAGGCCAGCGGCUCGGUGGCGGCUGCGGCGGCCGGGGGCGCGGAGGUGGCGGCCGGCGCGGGCGCUGCGGCGGCCGCCGGCGCCGAGACGGGGUUGAGCGCCUCGGCGAUGGCGGCCGGACAGGCCGCACGCCAGGCAGCGGCAGCCGCGGGGCGGCACGUCCUCCGGGCCGGCAGCCUCGCCGCCUCCGAAGCGGCGCAGAGCUGCUGCUGGACGUCGCGUCGGCCAGAGUACGCCGCGGGCCUGCUGCUGCAUGCCGCGCCCGCUCUGGCCGCCGCCGUGGCCGGAAGUGCCUCGGCGGCAGGCUCGGGCAGCGGACGUGGCUUGCCAGAGGCGCAGCGGGAGCAGGAGGGUCGCGCUAUCGUGGCGUCGUUCCGGGACUGUUUGGUCAACUUGGGCGUGAGCAUGCCAAAGAGCCUUGCCCCCCUGGCGGGGUGCCCGUAUGGCUGCAGCCGCUUGUGUGAGAUGUUCGUGGACGUCUUUGAGGGGGCUGACUGUCACGACUUAGAGACGUGCAGGGUUCUCUUCCAGAGCUUUUUGGACGAGCUUCAUGCAUGAUAGUAUCUCCCCCACCGCAUCCUACAGAUCAAAAGCCCAGCUACACGUAAACUGUAUGAUUAUCCUGUAUGUUAUAUCUUAUCAGAUUCGCUCCUCUCCUGGGCACUCUGCGCAACCUGCCCCCACAACGUGGAGUGGCCUCCCCUCUCGUACAGACUAGGAUUGUCAUAUUCCUGUUCCCACGCCGUUGCGCAGGAAUUCGAAUUAGCGAUUGCCAGCGCUCGUGCGCAUAGCGUGAGGCGGCAUUGUGCUAUAAAAGCCCGCCCACUUUUCCGGAUCCUGUAUCAUCUACAUAUAUAUAUAUAUAUAUAUAUAUAUAUAUAUUCUCUUUGUACAUUUUGUUCCCUGUUCGAAAGACUCACCAGCAUCGGUGCAUUCCGGUGUAGAUAAACAUGUGUUGCCUGCUGUGAACAAUCAUUGCAGGGUGCUUAGUAGAAUCUUGCCAGCCUGUGCGUCGAAUGAACCACUUUCCACGUUGAGUCAGAGGGCGUUCGGCAAGUUAGGCCUCAAUAGCAGUGAUGUGCCGCCGUUUUUCGUCCAGUUCUUCCACGUUGUCGUAUCUGCGCCUUGGCGCCGUCAUACCUUUCUACCAUCGCCGCUAUCGGAAUCGCCGCUUUAGCAGUCGGUAGCUACAGAAGGUUAGGUAAUGAAGCGCAAUCCGCGAGCGCGCCGCCGCUCAAGAGGGCCAGUGCGGGA
Molecule: messenger RNA, 2105 nt
Organism: Prorocentrum cordatum
Lineage: Eukaryota; Dinophyceae; Prorocentrales; Prorocentraceae
Source: the annotation of a GenBank genome assembly